Molecule: messenger RNA, 1899 nt
Organism: Humulus lupulus (European hop)
Lineage: Eukaryota; Viridiplantae; Streptophyta; Magnoliopsida; Rosales; Cannabaceae
Product: probable inactive receptor kinase At2g26730
Exons: 2
Coding region: 1-1899 (632 amino acids)
Biological process (GO): protein phosphorylation
Molecular function (GO): ATP binding; protein binding; protein kinase activity
Source: RefSeq, a predicted model, not a curated record
AUGAACAGAAUUCCUAUUCCUAUCUGGUUGAUCUUCUUCUCUUUGUUUCUCCUUCUUCGUACUACAACUUCUGUUGAAGAUGAGGUUAAGAACUCACUGCUCAACUUUCUUGCAAAGCUCUCUAACAAUAGUAGUCAACUCGGUUCGCUUUCGAGUUGGAGCUUCUCAUCUGAUCCCUGCAAAGACCACUGGCCUGGUGUAGUUUGUGACUCAAAGAAUACUGUCGUAAGAAAGUUGUACCUCAACAGCUCAAAACUAGAUGGAGAGCUUGACGUUGGCUUUCUUUGUGGUGUGGCACCUCUUGCAGCCUCUCUUGGUGUUGUUCAUCUUGAGUACAACAGCAUUAAUGGAGGAAUUUCGACAGAAAUUUUGUCCUGCAAACAACUCACUCACUUCCAUGUAACUCAGAACAAGCUUUCUGGAAGCCUUCCAGCUUCUCUUGUCAUGUUGAAUAACAUGAAACAACUUGAUAUAUCCAACAACAGAUUCUCUGGUAGCUUGCCAGAUUUUUCUAGGAUUUCAGGUCUUCAAGUAUUCCUUGCUGAAAAUAACCAGCUUGGUGGGGAGAUACCAGUAUUCGACUUCUCAAACCUGAAGCUAUUCAAUGUCUCCAACAAUAACCUCACUGGUCGUAUACCAGAUGUACAUGGCCAUUUCACUGCAAGUAGCUUUCUUGGUAAUCCUUAUCUCUGUGGGGAUCCAUUGCCAAUUGAGUGUCCACCUUCUCAAGCAGAUACCCUUUCUGAGAAGUCAAAAGGUUCUUCAAAAAGUCCAGUUACUAUGUUUGUAGGAUAUAUUGUUUUGGGAUUGGCUGGUAUUGCUCUAUUCAUUUUCAUGCUGUGUAAAAGAAGCAAGAGAAAAGACAAGGUUAAUACAUUGCCAAAGAAAGUAGUUGCAGUGGAUGAUGAAGAUGAUAGCUUGUACAAGUCUAGUUUUGGAGCAUCGAUGGAGUCCACAGUUGCAGGUUUAAGCAAAUCAGGAAUUUCAGCUGAUCAAAGUGCUUUGGUUUCAUCCUCAGUGCUGGUGGUGCUCACAAGUCCAGAGGUAAAUGGACUCAAAUUCGAGGACUUACUUAGGGCUCCAGCCGAGAUGCUUGGAAGAGGCAAGAGUGGUUGUCUCUACAAGGUCCUUCUUGAUAAUAACAAGAAUGUAGUUGUCAAGAGGAUUAAAGAUUGGCCAAUUUCUAGUCAUGAGUUUAAGCAAAGAAUGCAGAGGUUAGAUAAAGUAAAGCAUCCUAAUGUGCUGCCAGCUCUUGCUUUCUAUUCUUCCAAACAAGAGAAGCUUUUGGUGUAUGAAUUUCAGCAAAAUGGAAAUCUAUUCAAGUUUCUUCACGGAACCAACAUGGAUUAUGCAUUUGAUUGGGCCACUAGACUUGAAGUCGCAGCCAACAUUGCAGAAGCAUUAGCCUUCAUGCACCAGGAACUCAAAGAUGACAAGAUCACCCAUGGUAACUUGAAAUCAUCAAACAUCUUGCUGAACAAGAACAUGGAGCCAUGUAUAAGUGAGUAUGGUCUCAUGAGGGUUCAAAACAGUCCAGAUAACUCAUUGUUAGCCAAAGUUAGCCAUUCCAAAUCAUCGAACGCCAUCUUCAAAGACGAUGUUUAUGGCUUCGGUGUCAUCCUUCUUGAGCUUCUCACAGGGAAUCUGGUGCAGCACAAUGGCAUUGACUUAACAGAUUGGGUUCAGUCUGUUGUGAGGGAAGAAUGGACAGUUGAAGUCUUUGACAAGGCCUUGCUCUCGGAAUGCGCUAGCGUAGAGAGGCUGGUGAGUUUGCUCCAAGUCGCCAUACAGUGUGUCAAUCGUUCUCCUGAGGCUAGGCCCUCCAUGAACCAAGUUGCUGCCAUGAUCAACACAAUUAAAGACGAAGACGAGAGAUCAGCUGUAUCUUUUGAGCCAUGA